AUGCCUCCUUGGAAUAUGUACACCUUUGAAUUCAAGCCUGACAGCAACUAUGAUCAUGAUGAUCCAGAAGCAAAUUCAUCCAAGUCUGACUCACCACCAAAGGUGUUAGUACCAACCCGCAAGUCCUGUGGUAAGCCCAAGGCGGAGGAAUUCAUCCACAAAGCGGACAAAGAAGACAGUGAUGAUGAUCAAAAGAACAGGAAAUAUCAAUGA
Puccinia triticina is the source of this 213-nucleotide messenger RNA. RefSeq lists its product as uncharacterized. The coding region runs from base 1 to 213 and encodes 70 amino acids. The record is from RefSeq and is a predicted model, not a curated record. The transcript has 2 exons. NCBI's taxonomy places the organism in Eukaryota, Fungi, Basidiomycota, Pucciniomycetes, Pucciniales, Pucciniaceae.